GGUAUUUAAGGGGUGAGGCGGAGCUGGAGAUGCUGGAAGUUAAGUGGCGGCGGUCGGGAGAGGAGGAGGAGUGUCUGCAGUGCGGCCCCGGCUCUGACACACACCAGCAGCCGGCUCCCGGGGAAGGGCCGGCGUCCGCGUCCGCGUCCGCGACCGCGUCAGCCAUGAAUAUCGUGGCGGAGUUUUUCGUCGUGACUUUCAGAGUGCUGUGGGCGUUCGUGCUGGCCGCUGUCAGAUGGGUGAUCAAGCCCAAGGAGAAGAGCGUGUGCGAUCAGGUGUGCCUGAUCACGGGAGCGGGCAGCGGGCUCGGCAGGCUCUUCGCGCUGGAGUUCGCCCGCAGGAAAGCCGCCCUGGUGCUGUGGGACAUCAACCAGGAGAGCAACGAGGAGACGGCCGAGAAGGUCCGGCAGCUGGGCGUCCGGGUCCACACUUACACUUGCGACGUGAGCAAGAGGAGUAGCGUCUACAGGACUGCCGAUUUGGUGCGGAGGGAGAUCGGCGACGUGACGGUGCUGGUCAAUAACGCAGGUGUAGUGUCCGGGCACCAUCUUCUUGAAUGUCCCGAUGAACUUAUCGAGAGGACCAUGAUGGUCAACUGCCAUGCACACUUCUGGACCACCAAGGCAUUUCUUCCCAAGAUGCUGGAAAUGAAUCAUGGACAUAUUGUAACAGUCGCAAGCUCCUUAGGAUUGUUCAGUACUGCUGGUGUUGAGGAUUACUGUGCUAGCAAAUUUGGAGCAAUAGGAUUUCAUGAAUCCUUAAGCCAUGAGUUGAAGGCAACUGACAAAGAUGGGAUCAAGAUGACACUAGUUUGCCCCUAUUUGGUGGACACCGGUAUGUUCCGUGGUUGCAGAAUAAGAAAAGAAUUUGAGCCCUUUCUUCCGCCUUUGAAACCGGAGUACUGUGUGAAAGAAGCUAUGAGAGCCAUACUCACAGACCAACCAAUGAUUUGUACACCUCGACUAAUGUAUACUGUAACAUUUAUGAAGAGCAUUAUGCCAUGGGAAGCAGUCGUAUGCAUGUACCGUUUUUUGGGUGCAGACAAGUGCAUGUAUCCAUUUAUUGCAGAGAGGAAACAGGCUUUGAACAACAAUGAGGCCAAAAACGAAAUCUAAAGCAAAACUGAUCACUGCAUCCUUUGGGACCCCUUCCAAGUGAAUGCAAUAUUUAGCUCACCAUCUCCAUACAAUUCAGAAUGACAAACAUUUGCAGUGAUUGGUUGGUUGAACUUGAUGCAAAUGGCUGUGAAACUUCAGCUUCCAUGAUCACUGUGGAUAAAAUGGUUACUGUACCUGUGUAUUAAAUCACAAGAUAAAUGUAUUAUGCAUUAUGCCAAUCUUUUUAACUUUUCUAGUGAUUAGACUUGUACAUGUUGAUGUCAACUGAGAAAAGCAAGGUUUUGAUAAUUUUAACAUUUUACCUUACUCAUCAAUGCCAUUGUGUUUGUUGAUAGAGCUGUAUUGUACAUUGUGUUGAACUAGAGAUUGGAUAAAAAAUACUUUAGAAUAUUCCACUUAUAACUUUUUAAAUAGUAAAUGCACUGUACUUAUUGACAACUUGGUUCAUCUUAUUUACUUCUGUAAAUCCUUGAUUAUACCAAUUAUAACAUUAUUACUUGUAAAGCAUUGCAAAUAUCUCCCAAUUAAUUUUGCAGAACGAAUGUGCUCCUAUUCAGCACAAGGAACACUUUUUUUAGGAAAAUCUUAUUGGUGUGCCUUUUUAAAUCCAGUUUAAUUAUUGUCCUAAUUUCUGUGGAUUAGUGGUCCAUUUUUUUAAAGACCUGAAAUUUCUACCUCCUUUGUAUAUCUAUUUGUAGAA
Molecule: messenger RNA, 1818 nt
Organism: Hypanus sabinus (Atlantic stingray)
Lineage: Eukaryota; Metazoa; Chordata; Chondrichthyes; Myliobatiformes; Dasyatidae
Product: retinol dehydrogenase 10-like
Exons: 5
Coding region: 30-1115 (361 amino acids)
Cellular component (GO): lipid droplet
Molecular function (GO): oxidoreductase activity, acting on the CH-OH group of donors, NAD or NADP as acceptor
Source: RefSeq, a predicted model, not a curated record